Puma concolor (puma) is the source of this 4312-nucleotide messenger RNA. NCBI's taxonomy places the organism in Eukaryota, Metazoa, Chordata, Mammalia, Carnivora, Felidae. The record is from RefSeq and is a predicted model, not a curated record.
AUGGAACGACUGGAUGUCAGUGACUGGAUGAACAAACCUGGGAAACAUGGUUCCAGAGCUGAGAGCCAAGAAGCAGGCACCAGCUGUGGUCAACAGUGUGGUGCUCAGUACCAGCGGGGUCCAGAGGACGAUUCAGGGGUCAAGAGGCCACCCUACUCAGAUGACAGGAGGGAGAAAUGUGGCAAAAUCUUCUUCUUCCUUAUUAUCUUCAUUGGCAAGGAACUCGAGGUCACAACCUGGGAUCUCAGCUGCUCGGGGCUCCUGGGGGAGUCUGGCCUGGCCGGGCCAGUCCUGGGGCAGCCCAUCCCACCCCGGAGGAGUUGCCUUCCGCCUGCCUGCUUCUCCGCCCCAUCCGCAGCAGCCCCAGACCCUGUGCUGCCCCCGCUGCCUGCCAAGCGGCAUCUGGCAGAGUUCAACGUUCCACCUGUGCCCCCCCGCACUGGGACCCCCCGCCAGCUGCUCAUCGCAGGCCAGGCCCCCAAGCGCCCCUUCUUCCUGGAGUCUGGCAGGCUGGGUGCGAUAGAUUGCUUUGCCUGUCAGGAAGCCUCCGAGGACAUUGCACCUGACCAGCUGGGGGUCAUGUCCUUGGACCUGUGGGAGGAGCUCCCAGUGAGCCAAGUCCCACGUGCCGUGCGUGUGGCCAGUCUGCUGAGUGAGGGGGAAGAACUGUCUGGGGACGAGGACCAACCAGAUGAAGAUGAGGAUGACCACGCCUAUGAGGGCGUCCCCAAUGGUGGAUGGCACAAGAGCAGCCUGAACUCAUCCCUGCCCAGCAGCCUCCUGAUCCCCGAGCUCCCACCACACCCCAUGGACGGGCUCCCCGGGGGCUCCACCCCCAUCACACAGGUCAUCAAGGCUGGCUGGCUGGACAAGAACCCACCGCAGGGAUCUUAUAUCUAUCAGAAGCGAUGGGUGAGACUGGAUGCCGAUCAUCUGAGAUACUUUGACAGUAACAAGGACGCCUACUCUAAGCGCUUUAUCUCUGUGGCCUGCAUCUCCCGCGUGGCUGCCAUUGGGGACCAGAAGUUUGAAGUGAUCACGAACAACCGGACCUUUGCCUUCCGGGCAGAGAGUGAUGUGGAGCGGAAGGAGUGGAUGCAGGCCCUUCAGCAGGCGGUGGCUGCUCAGUAUGCCCGGGCCCAGCUGUCUAGCGCUUAUCCGUUGGGUAUUCGAGGCUCAGAGCCACCUGACCGUGCUGGCAGCCUGGAACUACGUGGUUUCAAGAAUAAACUGUAUGUGGCCGUGGUUGGGGACAAAGUGCAGCUGUACAAGAAUCUGGAGGUGCGAAGGACCCCCACCCCCCACUCCUGUGUCCCUAGCUUCUCGGCCGAAUCGGAACUAGAGAAGGAGCAGUGGCUGGAGGCCAUGCAGGGAGCCAUUGCCGAGGCCCUGUCUACCUUGGAGGUGGCCGAGCGCAUCUGGGCUGUGGCCCCCAACAGGUUCUGUGCCGACUGCGGGGCUGCCCAGCCUGACUGGGCCUCCAUCAACCUCUGUGUCGUCAUCUGCAAGCGCUGUCUCUUCUUACAGCUGGGCAAUGGCCCUGGGAACCGCUUCUGGGCAGCCAAUGUACCCCCCAGUGAGGCUCUGCAGCCCAGCAGCAGCCCCAGUGCCCGGCGGCGCCACCUGGAGGCCAAAUACCGUGAGGGCAAGUACCGCCGCUAUCACCCGCUCUUUGGCAACCAGGAGGAACUGGACAAGGCUCUGUGUGCUGCAGUCACUACCACAGACCUGGCUGAGACCCAAGCUCUCCUGGGCUGUGGGGCUGGAGUCAACUGCUUCUCAGGGGACCCUGAGGCCCCCACGCCCCUGGCUCUUGCCGAGCAGGCAGGGCAGGCGCUGCAGAUGGAAUUCCUACGGAACAACCGGACCACGGAGGUGCCUCGGCUGGAUUCAGCGAAGCCUCUGGAAAAGCACUACUCAGUUGUCUUGCCGACUGUGAGCCACAGUGGCUUCCUCUACAAGACUGCUUCUGCCGCCAAGCUGCUGCAGGACCGCCGUGCCCGGGAAGAGUUCAGCCGACGCUGGUGUGUCCUUAGCGACGGGGUCCUGAGCUACUAUGAGAAUGAGCGGGCAGUGACCCCCAACGGUGAGAUUCGAGCCAGUGAGAUUGUGUGCCUGGCAGUGCCCCCUCCUGACACCCACGGCUUUGAGCACACCUUUGAGGUGUACACGGAGGGAGAGCGGCUGUACCUGUUUGGUCUGGAGAGUGCAGAGCUGGCUCGUGAGUGGGUCAAGUGCAUUGCUAAGGCGUUCAUACCUCCCCUGGCUGAAGAUCUGCUGGCCCGGGAUUUUGAGCGGCUUGGGCGCCUACCCUACAAAGCUGGCCUGAGCCUACAGCGAGCCCAGGAGGGCUGGUUCUCCCUCACUGGCUCCGAGCUCCGUGCUGUCUUCCCAGAGGGGCCCUGCGAGGAGCCGCUCCAACUUCGGAAACUGCAGGAGCUUUCCGUCCAAGGGGACAGCGAGAACCAGGUGCUGGUGCUGGUGGAGCGAAGGAGGACGCUGUACAUCCAGGGGGAGCGGCGGCUGGACUUCACAGGCUGGCUGGGGGCCAUCCAGAAAGCAGCGGCCAGCUCCGGGGACACGCUGUCGGAGCAGCAGCUCGGAGACUCAGAUAUCCCAGUGAUCGUCUACCGCUGUAUAGACUACAUCACGCAGUGUGGCCUGACUUCUGAGGGCAUCUACCGCAAGUGUGGGCAGACAUCAAAGACUCAGCGGCUGCUGGAGAGUCUGCGGCAGGACGCUCGGUCUGUGCGCCUCAAGGAGGGCGAGCAGCAUGUAGACGAUGUCUCCUCAGCACUCAAGCGCUUCCUGCGAGACCUGCCCGAUGGUCUCUUCACUCGCGCCCAGCGCCUAGCCUGGCUAGAGGCCUCAGAGAUUGAGGACGAGGAGGAGAAAGUCUCCAGAUACAGAGAGCUCUUGGCACAUCUGCCUCCAGUCAACCGAGCCACAGUGAAGGCCCUUAUCAGCCACCUGUACUGCGUCCAGUGCUUCUCAGACACAAACCAGAUGAACACGCACAACCUGGCUAUUGUGUUUGGACCCACGCUCUUCCAGACAGAUGGACAGGACUACAAGGCUGGCCGUGUGGUAGAAGACCUCAUCGGCCACUAUGUGGUGGUGUUUAGCGUGGAUGAGGAAGAGCUGAGGAAGCAGCGGGAAGAGAUCACUGCCAUUGUGAAGAUGCGUGUGGCUGGCACUGCCAGCGGGACCCAGCAUGCCGGUGACUUCAUCUGCACAGUGUACCUGGAGGAGAAGAAGGCGGAAACCGAGCAGCAUAUCAAGAUCCCAGCAGCCAUGACAGCUGAGGAGCUCACCCUAGAGAUCCUGGAUCGCAGGAAUGUGGGCAUCAGGGAGAGGGACUACUGGACCUGCUUUGAGGUCAAUGAGAGGGAGGAGGCAGAGCGCCCCCUGCACUUUGCGGAGAAGGUGCUGCCCAUCCUGCACGGGCUGGGCACAGACAGCUACCUGGUGGUGAAGAAGCACCAGUCCAUGGAGGCCAUGCUGCUGUACCUGGCCAGCCACGUAGGUGACACCAAGCACGGCAUGAUGAAGUUCCGUGAGGACCGUAGCCUCCUGGGCCUGGGCCUGCCCUCAGGUGGCUUUCACGACCGAUACUUCAUCCUCAACAGCAGCUGCCUGCGGCUCUACAAGGAGGUCCGGAGCCAGAGGCCAUGGAGCGGGGCCCCUGAGACCAGUCACCGGCCUGAGAAGGAGUGGCCCGUCAGGAGUCUCAAAGUCUACCUGGGAGUGAAGAAGAAACUCCGGCCACCCACCUGCUGGGGCUUCACAGUGGUGCACGAGACAGAGAAACAUGAGAAGCAGCAGUGGUACCUCUGCUGUGAGACACAGAUGGAGCUCCGGGAGUGGUUUGCCACCUUCCUCUUUGUGCAGCAUGACGGCCUGGUGUGGCCCUCGGAGCCCUCCCGUGUAUCCCGGGCAGUGCCUGAGGUCCGGCUGGGCAGUGUUUCAUUGAUCCCUCUGCGCGGCAGUGAGAACGAAAUGCGAAGGAGUGUGGCCGCCUUUGCUGCGGACCCCCUUUCUCUCCUCCGCAACGUCUGAGCGCAGAAGCCAGCCCCUGGCUCUGAGACUCUGCCGCCCUGAAGCCUUCCUGUUCAGACACCCUCGUGCCCUGCGUGCCUGGUGUGAACCGGCAGGGGAUGCAUGAGGAAGCCGCACCCCACAUCCCACAUCCUUGUUGCAACAUGGGGUUCCCUGGCCAGGAAGUGGGGGGCAGCAGGGUCUGCCUGAGGAGGACCCCUCAUCUGUUGUCUGGGUGCUCCUCCUGGCCUGGCCUGCUCCCCCCUCCAGGGUC